This is a messenger RNA of Peniophora sp. CBMAI 1063, 666 nucleotides long. The record is from the annotation of a GenBank genome assembly. NCBI's taxonomy places the organism in Eukaryota, Fungi, Basidiomycota, Agaricomycetes, Russulales, Peniophoraceae.
AUGAACGAUCCUCACCACACACAUGGCGGCCACUAUGCUCCCGCCCAGUGGGAUCGCACCUCCCAGCCACAGGCCUAUCCACAACACUAUCCCACUCCAGCAUAUGGUGCACCUGCGCACCAGUCGGCGCCACAGGCAGCCCAGCAACAACAAUACGCCUACGGGCAUCCAUUAUCGUCCGUGCAGGCCGUAUCCUCUCAUCAAUCCUACACUGUACCAUCAGCGCGCGCCCCGACAUACCCGUCCUCCUCGCCCGUGCAAGGCUACGCCGUGCCUGGCCAGCAUUCGGGGUAUCCGCCAUCCACCGGAGCGGAUUCCGUCGCCAACAGCGCCAGGCACCAGAGUUCGCACAGUCGAUCGUACUCUGUCCCGCAACCAGCCUUCGCGUCGACCUACGCAUAUGAUGAUCGCGCACCGACCCACCAAGCUGAUAUGGCGAUGUCGGUGUCUGAUCAGCAGUUUCCCGCCUCACCGCAGCGUCCCUUCGCGUGCGAUAUGUGCCCGUUGUCGUUCAGCCGCCAACACGACUUGAAGCGGCAUCGGGAGACACACUCCGGGGAGAAGCCGUUUCUGUGCAACGGUGGCUGUGGCAAGACAUUCACGAGGAAGGACGCGUUGAAACGACACCAGCUUGUCAAACGCUGCGGCACAGACUCAGUCAAUUAA